UUUUUUAUUUGGUGUUAUAGCUGAAUUUCUUUCUUGUUUAUGGGUGAUGAUGCAUCCUUAUCUAAUUGGGUCACAGACCAAUUAUAUAAUAUACUUGGCUAUGCGGAAGGUUCAAUGGUUUCAUAUAUGAUCCAUUUAGGUCGUCGCACAUCAAGCUCAUAUGAGUUUGAAUCUGUUAUGUUGAACGAGUUAGAUGGCUUGUGUAGUGUACCAGAAAAAGUGAGACAAUUUGCCCGAGAGCUAUAUGAAAAAAUAGGUAAAUCUAGCUUUGGCCUAUCAGAAGCGCAGAGCAGUAGCCAAAUAUCCAGUCCUUCGAAGACAGCUGUUUUUACACUGGGAGAGGAAGCGGUACCAGGUGAGAAUGAAGAUGCAGUGAGCAGCACGCUUUUCAAAAAAGAAGUAGCAGGUAAGAAAGAACGUUAUCUAAGAAAGAGGAACAUAUCUCAAAUGCUGAAUGAUGAUGAAGAUAUAGAAGAAACUGCAUACGAAAAGGAUCAGAGAGAAAAGAAGGAAUACGAGGAGAGACUGAAGAAAAAGGAUGAGCUUCAGACAAAAAAAUGGGCUGUAGAAACGAGCAACGAUGAGUUGAAGGCGAACCAAGAGAAGGAAGAACUGACACAGGACAAAGAGAAAGAUCAAUCUUCUGAUAAGGGUAAUGCUUCAGAACCAUUAUUGGAUGCAACGGCAUCUAUAUCUAGAAGUCGAGUGCUAUCGCGCCGCGCGUAUUUAGAGGAGCGUAGUGAGAAAAAGCUGUUAGAGUCAGAAAGGGUUUUAAAGGCAGAGGAUGAAUUGUUUCGUUCACAGUCUUUGACAGUGACUGAGAAAAGGCUGCAUGAAUUGGAUAUGGAAAUUCUUCAGUUUUCUAAGCAACGUAUGCGAACUUUAGAUCAGACAUAUGAGCAGAUGCAGGGUCUGUCUUACCAAGUGCCGACACAUCAAUUAUUGACCGAGGAUGGAAAACUGGAUCUGAAGAAACGAGAAGAGUACUUUAAAACGUCAUUUUCAGCAUCUACCGAUCCAUCAAGGCCAAGGCGAUGGGCUGUGGAUAGAGAAAUGAGAGACAACACAAAUGAGGGAUAUAUGAAAGCUGAAGGACAGAUAUGGGAAGAAGAGCAGAUGAAAAAAGCUAGCUACUUUGCAUCAACAGACACAAAACAGGGGUCGUCGACAGCGCGUUCCAAGUAUGAUCUAGUCUUCGAUCCUAUUGACUUUUCUGCUCAGGAACAACUUCCAGGGUAUAAUUACAGAGGAAAAGAUGCAAAUUUGACCAAAAUGGAUAUCAAGAGGAGUACAGAUCAGGAAAGUGGAACGGUGAAUGCGGAAUGGCAGUCUCUGCGCCGAGUUCGCGAGUCGUUGCCAGUAUUUGCCUUUAGGGAUCAAAUUUUACGGGCAAUCGAUUCCUAUCAAAUUCUGGUGGUGGUUGGAGAGACAGGAAGUGGAAAAACGACUCAGCUGCCUCAAUACUUGUAUGAAGCUGGCUAUCACCUCCGUGGCAAAAUAGGGUGUACUCAACCACGCCGUGUUGCAGCGAUGAGUGUGGCAGUACGCGUGGCAAAAGAAAUGAACGUGAGACUUGGUGAGGAAGUAGGAUAUAGCAUUCGUUUUGAAGAUGCGACAAGUGACCAAACAAAAAUCAAGUACAUGACAGAUGGUAUGCUGCUACGAGAAUUUUUGACCGAACCAGAUUUAUCGAGUUAUUCUGUGAUGAUUAUCGAUGAAGCUCACGAAAGAACACUGAAUACGGACGUCUUGUUUGGCCUAUUGAAGGACAUUGCACGAUUUCGUCCUGAACUUAAACUCAUAGUUUCAUCUGCGACUCUGGAUGCGCAGAAGUUUAGUGACUAUUUUGAUUAUGCACCUGUUUUUAAAAUUCCAGGACGUAGGUUCCCAGUAGACAUUUGCUAUACUAAGGCACCCGAGUCUGACUAUGUAGAUGCCGCAGUAACAACGGUAUUGCAGAUUCAUUGGACACAACCCCUUGGGCCCUUGAAAAAUCAAGGUGAAGAAGACACUUCUAAAAAUGACCAAAACAUAUUAGAUCGCUCUAAUUUGUCUACUCGUAAUUCAAACCAGCCCCCGGGAGGUGAUAUUUUGGUUUUCUUAACAGGUCAAGAGGAGGUAGAUACGGCAUGCGAACUGCUUGAACAGCGGUUACGCGUGCUUCCAGCGUCCCUACCAGAAUUGAUUAUUUGCAAAAUUUAUGCCUCUCUCCCAUCUGAGCAACAGGCACGUAUUUUUGACCCUACGCCCCUAAAUGCGCGGAAAGUAAUUUUUGCUACGAAUAUUGCUGAAACUUCGGUGACGAUAGAUGGCAUUUCGUACGUUAUCGACUCUGGAUUUUGUAAGCAAAAUACGUUUAAUCCACGUUCUGGUAUGCAUAGCUUGACAGUAACUCCUAUUAGUCGUGCAAGUGCCCAGCAACGGGCAGGGCGAGCAGGUCGCACUGGUCCUGGUAUAUGCUUUCGACUUUUUACCAAGUAUGCAUUCGAAAAUGAAUUAGAAGACUCCACCAUUCCAGAAAUUCAACGAACCAAUUUAUGUAAUGUUGUGUUACUUCUAAAAUCUCUUGGCAUUCACGACCUAGUUCACUUUGACUUUAUGGAUAGGCCUCCUGCUGAAACUCUUAUGCGGGCUUUAGAACAACUCUAUGCAUUAGGUGCUCUCAACGAUCGAGGCGAGCUUACUAAACUUGGUCGUCGAAUGGCGGAACUACCUCUUGAUCCUAUGCUAUCCAAAAUGAUCCUUCAAUCCGAAAAGUAUGGUUGUAGUGACGAGAUGAUCACUUUAAGUGCUAUGCUCAGCGUCGGCGCCAAUAACUUAUUUUAUCGCCCUAAGGACAAAGCCCUUCAUGCAGAUCAUGCCCAUCAUGCUCUCCAUCAACCCAGUGGCGACCACUUGACCCUGAUCUAUAUUUACAAAGAGUGGGUAGAUACCGGCUAUAGCAAUCAGUGGUGUUAUGAAAACUUUAUUCAGUAUAAAACACUUAAAAAGGUUCGUGAUGUUCGUGAGCAGCUUGUUGCACUCAUGGAUCGCGUCGAAAUCUCUUUCAGUUCCAAUUCUGAGGACACCGAAUGUUUGAGAAAAUGUAUCUUAUCUGGGUACUUUUACCAUAGUGCUCAGCUUCAAAAAAAUGGAAGCUAUCAAACUUGGAAGACCCGUCAACAAAUUUACCUUCAUCCUACCAGCUCUUUGUUUCAAUCUGAAAAGCCUUUUAAUUGGAUUGUUUAUCAUGAACUCGUAUUUACUACCAAAGAGUUUGCCAAAAUAGUUAGUCAAAUCCAACCAAAUUGGCUUCUUGAAAUUGCACCUCAUUAUUUUUCUCAGCUCAAGCAAAUCAUUUCGCAUGAUGCUGCCAAACGAAUCAAAACCAAGGGGAAAUCUCAGCUGAUGGUGUGCUGAUUUUUUUUUUGCCUUAUAAAUACAAUAAUUAUUUAAACUCGAUAUAGCCCCUUUUAAUUCGUUUAUACAUCAGCAGCUGGUAGACGACUGCCGCAACAUUCUGUUAGUACUGUCAUUUCUAUCAUGGCACGUACUUGCAGUGGUCUGUGGUACCAUCGUUAUUGUCUAACUUUUAGCCUUUUUCGUUAUGUAUCCACACCCUUCAAUAAACCUAUUUUUCUAAAUUUUAGUAUUGA
Molecule: messenger RNA, 3635 nt
Organism: Schistocerca gregaria
Lineage: Eukaryota; Metazoa; Arthropoda; Insecta; Orthoptera; Acrididae
Exons: 2
Coding region: 40-3399 (1119 amino acids)
Cellular component (GO): intracellular anatomical structure; catalytic step 2 spliceosome
Molecular function (GO): ATP binding; RNA binding
Source: RefSeq, a predicted model, not a curated record